AUGCAUAGGGAAGGCAACGACGGGCCGUGGUCGAGUUUUGUACUACAAGUUGGAACCCCUUCCCAGCAAGUCCGGACUUUCGUCUCCAUCACUGGUCAAGAGACCUGGGUCGUCCUUCCGGAAGGCUGUCCUGAUUCCGCACCAAAUGUUAAUGAAUGCCCUGAUUUGAGAGGAGGCUUGUUCACCUACAAUGAUUCAUCCACAUGGCAAUCCACCACCGAGAUCUGGAACAACACGGGGCUUUAUGCGCUUGCCACGCUGGUCCUGAUGAACCUGGGUAUCGAUGGUCUCACCACAAGAUGCCAGAAUGGAAUGUAUGGCUUUGAUACCGUUGGCUUAUCUUUCAACGGAGGUGGUGGCGUGUCACUAAACCGCACGGUAGUGGCAGGCAUCGCAACGACAAACUUCUACUUGGGACAGUUUGGAGUCAGCCCUCGCCCAACAAACUUCACCGUCGAGAAUAGCAAUUCUUCGAGUCUCAACGAUCCGCAACCUAGCUUUUUUUCUCAACUGAAAACGAAUAACAUAAUACCGAGCCUCACCUACAGCUUCACCGCCGGAUCAUAUGCACGUUCAAAAACCAAGAGGAAUGCCCUCGGUUCAAUGGUUUUCGGCGGCUAUGAUGCGUCAUUGAACGGUUCUUCGUCUAUUUCUUGCAACUUUGCCGACAACGCGGGUCGUGAACUCGUCGUGGCGGUUCAAUCGAUUACCAAGAUUGUCGACGACACAAGAACUGACCUACUACCCAACGGAAUUCUCGCAGUGCUCGACUCAUCGCAGCCGAAUAUCUGGUUGCCUGUGGAGGCAUGCCGCCGCUUUGAAGAAGCCUUCGGAAUUUCGUGGAAUGAGACGUCGGAGAUGUACAUGCUCAAUUCAACAUUGCACGACUCAUUGGUUGCCGAGAACGCAAAUGUCACAUUUCAACUGGGGAACACAUUAUCGGGUGGAUCGACUGUUGAUAUUGUGUUCCCUUACAGUGCGUUCGACCUAACAGCAUCAUGGCCAUUGGCGUCAGAGUCGCAGCCAUACUUUCCACUGAAACGAGCUGCAAACGACACACAAUACACGCUAGGUCGUGCGUUCAUGCAGGAAGCCUACCUCAUUGCCGAUUACGAAGAAAACAAGUUCGAGCUCUCUCAACGCAGAUGGGACGACAGCGCAGAGCAGAACCUCGUUCCCAUCCGCCCGCCAAGCUCUAACAACGAGACAACGUCCAGCACAGAGCAGUCAGAGUCCAGUUCCAAUUCUUCUCUCAGUAUUGGAGCCAUCGUUGGUAUUGUCGUUGGCGCUGUAGCCGUCUCAGUCGUCCUCACCAUCGCUAUCUUUGUGCAGUAUCGCCGCCGUUACCGCCGUGAUAACGCUGGUGAUAGGGCUGAAAAGCCAUCCGAGCUGGAUAUUCAGUCAUCUGCAAAGGGCGGGGCAACUGUUCAGGGCGCAGAGCUCGCAACCGAGGGUGCGGAAGUGAGCGAACUGGAACCAGCAAAGACGUACGGAGCGGAGCUGCAUGGUGACCAGGAACAUUGUGUGGAGAUAGAUGGCCUGCAGAAAGUUGCGGAGGCAGACAGUUCGCAGACGAUCGCGGAGAUGGACGGUCUACAGACGGUUGCGGAGCUGGACGGGGUCCAGAGGCUUGCGGAGAUGGAUGGCGAGGGAAGAAGGCCGGAGGUGCAUGAACUUCCAGGGAAUACUGCGCACCCAAGCGCUGAAGGCAGAUGA
This is a messenger RNA of Lasiodiplodia theobromae, 1716 nucleotides long. Its product is annotated as Acid protease. Bases 1 to 1716 code for a protein of 571 amino acids. The record is from RefSeq and is a predicted model, not a curated record. Lineage: Eukaryota; Fungi; Ascomycota; Dothideomycetes; Botryosphaeriales; Botryosphaeriaceae. The transcript is spliced from 5 exons.